ACGCGCGUUGGCGCGCGCCGCCGGGAUUGAGUUCUGCGCGGGGUGGCUGGGCGAGCCGGUGGCGGUGCUACGCUGGGUGGCUGCCGCUCCACGUGCUCCCGGCGGCCGGUUGAGACCGUUGGCGGGGUCGGCUGACAGGUAGAAAACCAGUUGAGCAUGACUCCAGAGUGGUGAUCAGUUGAACAUAUGACCUGAUUCCAGCCUUCUCCUGAGUUGGUGUUCACACUGUGCCAUGGGGAGCUGUUUUUCAUAGUUGCUGCAGACCCGUGGAUUCCCAAGGUUUACUCAAGCCUGCCCUCUCCUCUCAAGCUUGACCAGAAACAGCAGUCGUCAGCCGCAGAGGUUGAAAGCUCUAAGUUAGGCAAGAGUUCAAACCUAUAUCAGAAAAUUUCUAAUUAUUUAACCAAAAAUGGUAUUUUUUACAUGCAAUGCAUGUGGUGAAUCCGUGAAGAAAAUACAAGUGGAAAAGCAUGUGUCUAACUGCAGAAACUGUGAAUGUCUUUCCUGCAUUGACUGUGGGAAAGAUUUCUGGGGUGAUGACUACAAAAGCCAUGUGAAGUGCAUCAGUGAAGGUCAGAAGUACGGAGGCAAAGGCUAUGAAGCCAAGACACACAAAGGUGAUGCAAAACAGCAGGCAUGGAUUCAGAAAAUUAAUGAGUUAAUAAAGAAACCCAACGUCAGCCCCAAGGUGCGAGAACUUUUGCAGCAAAUCAGUGCUUUUGAUAAUGUUCCCAGAAAAAAGGCGAAGUUUCAGAACUGGAUGAAAAACAGCCUGAAAGUGCACAGCGACUCCGUUCUAGAGCAGGUGUGGGAUAUCUUCUCCGAAGCAUCCAGCAGUGAGCAAGAUCAGCAGCAGCCACCCAGCCACACGGCCAAGCCACAUGCAGAGAUGCCGAUCACUAAAGUUCCAUCUGCAAAAACAAAUGGCACCACAGAAGAGCAAACCGAGGCGAAGAAGAAUAAAAGAGAAAGGAAGGAGGAACGGCAGAAAAACAGGAAGAAAGAGAAGAAAGAGCUGAAGCUAGAAAACCACCAGGAAAACCUGAGGGGCCAGAAGCCAAAGAAGCGCAAGAAGAACCAGGAGGCCGGACAUGAGGCUGCUGGGGAGGAGGCCGCCGAGGCCAGCGGCCCACCGGAGAAGAAGAAAGCCCAGGGAGGACAGGCUUCUGAAGAGGGAGCAGACAGAAAUGGGGGCCCUGGGGAGGAUGCUGCCGAGGGGCAGACCAAGACAGCAGCAGGGAAACGGAAGCGGCCAAAGCACUCAGGAGCUGAGUCUGGUUACAAGAAAAAAAAGAUGAAGUUACCAGAGCAGCCUGAAGAGGGAGAGGCCAAGGACCACGAGGCUCCAUCGAAAGGUAAAUUCAACUGGAAGGGGACCAUUAAGGCUGUUUUGAAACAGGCUCCAGACAACGAGAUAUCAGUCAAGAAGUUAAAGAAAAAGGUUAUAGCUCAGUACCAUGCGGUGAUGAACGACCAUCACACAUCGGAGGAGGAGCUCCUGGCCAUCUUCAACAGGAAGAUCAGCAGGAACCCCACCUUUAAGGUGCUGAAGGACAGAGUAAAGCUUCUGAAGUGAGGCUCUGUGGCUUCACACUCUGUCAUCCUAUUGGCUGCUUCCCUCUACUAUUUGUAAAAUGUGUAGUGAAUUAUAACAACCUGAAGAUUGCUUUCUGAAACUGUUUUUAAGUUAAGGGAAAAAGUAUAUUUUUGUUAAAACUUUCAUGAAAAAAUAAAAUAUAUCCUUGUCGAA
This is a messenger RNA of Mus musculus (house mouse), 1750 nucleotides long. It is a transcript of the gene Lyar, whose product is annotated as Ly1 antibody reactive clone. The coding region runs from base 410 to 1576 and encodes 388 amino acids. Gene Ontology annotation, cellular component: nucleolus; photoreceptor outer segment; cytoplasm. Lineage: Eukaryota; Metazoa; Chordata; Mammalia; Rodentia; Muridae. Gene Ontology annotation, molecular function: DNA-binding transcription factor binding; transcription regulator inhibitor activity; identical protein binding. The transcript has 11 exons. Gene Ontology annotation, biological process: positive regulation of transcription by RNA polymerase I; erythrocyte development; negative regulation of transcription by RNA polymerase II. The record is from RefSeq and is marked validated.